AAAAGACACAACGAACUUUGUGCAUGUGGCUUACUAACUGCAAUUAAUAGCUAUUUAUUUAGUCAAAAUGACAGAAGAUCAGGACUUGAUGGCCAAGAUCAGCCAGCUUGCUGGCCAGAUCAACAGACACAAGACCCAGAGCUCCCAGACAUCAGCACCUUACGAUAAUGACUACCAUACAGGUCACUAUGUAGCACGCCACAUUCCCUCUCGAGGGCGUGCUGGUUGGGCGCCAUAUCGCGGACGGCCGUAUGCUCGAGGCCGUGGCGGCGCUGCUUCUCAUCGACACCGUACCCUCAUUCUCAACAAUGCGGCAUCUUCAGGGACUCCUGGUAGCGCAACACCCUCUACUAACACUGGGAUGGAAAUUGAUAGUGAGAGUCGAUCGACAACACCAAAUGGAUGGGUAGCCAAACGCGACCGGCACAUGCAGCUAAUCAACUCUGCUAUUUACGAUCAAGAGUCGCAGGCGAGAGCGAAGGCUAUGGAAGAGAGUCGCAAGGCUAAGGAGCAAAAAAGGGCUAAUAUCGAGCGGGCCAAAGUGUUGAGGUACGCGCAGGGUUUUGGUAGACAAUACCCUGGCUCCACUGCUCCUCAGGUUACUUCCGAGCCGUCGGCGGAAUAUCAGGUUUAUCUCAAUGACAUACCUUUCCGGGUCUCGCGAGGUGGUAGUAAAUUAAUCAGAGUAUCUGGUGCGGCUCCCUUUGGCGCCACACUGGCCAAGCGGGCUGGCUUACCGUUCAUAGAUGAUCCGAAUACUGCCAACAACACACCAAAGAGAGUGACCAUUGCCGGUGUUACCUUUGUUAGGAGCAAAAAUGGGAAUCUCCAUCGUCUUGGUGCUGUUACUUCGAAAAGGAAACCUAACGCGACUAAGAAGAAUGAGCUUUGUCGCAGAUUCACCACGACUGGUACUUGCUACAAAGGGCCAUCAUGUCUCUAUAUCCAUGACCCAGAUAAGGUUGCCAUUUGCAAAGACUUCCUCCAAACUGGUAAUUGCACCGCAGGUAUAAGUUGCGAUCUCUCCCAUGAGCCUUCGCCCCACAGAUGCCCUGCUUGUCUGCAUUUUCUCCGAGGUCGCUGCUCUAACCCGGACUGUCGAUAUGCCCAUAUCCGGGUGACUCCUGGCGCACCCGUGUGCAGAGAAUUUGCAAACCUGGGUUACUGCGAAAAAGGCGCUGAAUGUGACCAUCGGCAUGUACAUGAAUGCCCUGAUUAUGCCAACACGGGUGUAUGCAACAAGAAACGUUGUCGGCUGCCCCAUGUUGAUCGUGCAGGACAAAUUCGGAAGAAUACUGGUGCUAACAUGGUCGUUGCCACGAAUGACGAUGAGUCUGAUGCUUCUAGCGAGGACGAACAGGGCGAUGAAAUCGAUUCUGAUGAUGUUGACUCUGACGCGCUUAGCGAUGAUGAGCCGGAACUCAUCAUUGAAAGAGACAACAGUAACGAUCUUUCGCAGCAGAAGGAUUUCAUCAGCUUCUAACUGUACAUGUUCACUAACUGCACAUAGCUGCACAAAUAGUGUUAGUAAUCGAGGACUUGACUUGGUUUCAGCCGGAGAAAAAAAAAAAAGGAAAGGCAGAAAGGCAGAAAGAAAGAAAAGAGAAAUAAAAAGAAGCCCCGAGGAAAAGACAGUAGGACAGAAGAAGGUGGACGAGUCAAAAUCAAGUAAUUGGGAGGAUUUUUGCUUUUGGUUUUUUUCUUUUUUUUCUUUUGGCUUUACGCCAUACGAACUGAAGUUUUCUACUCGCAAAAGAAGUUACCGAUACCCAUUCAGCAUGUUUCACGACUUAUCCAUUUGUCUGGUGAGUGGAGAGGAUUUGAAGAUGAUUUGGACUAUGUUAUGGGCGGCGACCUAUACGCUGAUAAGGAGGGACUGUAGUGUUUACUCGGUAUACUGUCUAGAUCAGGAAUAGAUAGGAUGGUAAUGGCAAUCAAUCCCUUAUUUG
Molecule: messenger RNA, 1949 nt
Organism: Aspergillus alliaceus
Lineage: Eukaryota; Fungi; Ascomycota; Eurotiomycetes; Eurotiales; Aspergillaceae
Product: CCCH zinc finger protein
Exons: 4
Coding region: 68-1483 (471 amino acids)
Cellular component (GO): nucleus
Molecular function (GO): metal ion binding
Source: RefSeq, a predicted model, not a curated record